Sycon ciliatum is the source of this 1887-nucleotide messenger RNA. RefSeq names its product mucin-5AC-like. Lineage: Eukaryota; Metazoa; Porifera; Calcarea; Leucosolenida; Sycettidae. The transcript has 5 exons. Gene Ontology annotation, molecular function: protein binding. The coding region runs from base 229 to 1689 and encodes 486 amino acids. The record is from RefSeq and is a predicted model, not a curated record.
CCGAAAUUCGAAGGUGGAGGCCAAAUGGGAGGCAGCUUUCCUGUUUCAAGGCCGCCAGUUAUUUACACCAGUGUGUUUUUCCACCAAAAUAAACUUACAAGCUAGCUGGUGGAAUGAAGUUUGCCCUCAACCUUUCAAUGCCGCUUUGAAUGUAGAGUACACAGGGACAACUCGGAGGAUUUUCUCGGUGGGUUGGUUCGUACAGAUCGAUGCUAUCCAAGUGCACACAUGGCCAUGAAAGGGCAGGAUACAAGGAUGACUAACGGCGGGUGCGCAAUGACUGCCAGGCCCACCGCUACUACACUUCCACUCGUUGUUGUUAUCACAACUCUUGUCCUGUGUGUCACCAGUGCAAGUUCUUCCAGUAUUCUCAAGCUUGUGGACUGGCUCCCAGCACCGACUGGCUUGAAAGUUCUGUCCGGACACGUCACUGCUGGUUACACACUGACCUGGGACAAGUACCCCAAGGAACAGAAGACUGCCAUGUCCUUCCGUAUCACCUGCACUGGACCCAACACAGUAGUCGAAGAUACCCCUGACACCAAGAUUACUCUGGCCACACUCCGACCUGGUUCCAAGUAUCGCUGUCAACUGCAGGCAAUCAUUGGACAGAAUGAGGCGUCACAGAAUCCAAUAUUCGUACACUUUUCAACGUUAGUUGGUAGCACAGGGAAAUCCCCUAGCCAAGCUAUGACCAAGAGCAGACCGACGGCUACACAGAUGGCACUCGAGCACGGCACCGAGGCUCGCAAGCCAGCGGCGAAAUCUAAUACUCAAACAGUCUCGUCGCGCGGCAAAGCAGCAGGCAGCACCGACGUAAACCGUGUGAAACCUGCCCUGCUCAGCUCCAGGCUGACGGCCGUUACUAGCGUUAGCUCUAACAAGGCGGCCUCGGCGACAUCAAAGGCAAAGUCUGGUACUCCUGCGGUUACUAAUCUGAAGCCGGGAAAUGCCACAGCAGCACCUAAGCAAAGCACAGCAGCAGCAGCAGCCGCCACCGAGCGCAAGCCGCCCAAGAACGCCAUGCGUACGUCAAGCCCGGCAAAGCGCACAGCUGUGUCGACACCGCCCACGCCUAUCACCAUGGCACCCACCAGGCCAGCCGUCACCAGACGGCCCACCACCAGUUCGCCCCCGAUACCGCCGACAAUGCAAGCAGCGUCCAGGCUGCCGCUCACACUGGCCAACGGCAAGCCCAUUUCGACCAGUGCCAUGGCGAGAAAACCACCGGCCACUACCAUAUCGCACGGCGCAUCACCAAGCACUUCUCCUGGCCACGUUCAGUCCGCACUGGCUAAGCUCACGUCUUCUCUGCCGCCAUGGAUGGGAGACCGGCCACGUGAGCCCAUCCAAAUUCAGCAGCGUGUGAACAGGCCCACGUUUGUGCUUCGCCUGCCGUCCCACACGCUCGUCAUCCUGGCGGCAGGCAUAUCUUUCUCGUGCCUUUUGGCCCUUGUCCUGCACUCGUGCAAGCAAUUGGCCACCUCCGUCCACACUCCUGCGCAUCUCAAGGUAAAGGUGUCCUUGGAGGAGCUGCCCACGGUCAACGAGGCAGAUCUGGAAGAUCCCGAGCUGAUGAUGGCAAUGCACUCGCCCCGUACUGCCAGCAUGUCAUCAACUGUAGCCACAGGCACAUCCUGGGGAACGGUAUCUCGUCACAAUACGAAUCACAUGCUGCUGUUCUCAUAGCUAAAAUAAACGCGCAGUUGCAAACAUUGCCAUCGCCAUCAUUGGUAACGCUGUUAACAGUCAUGGCGGCAGUAGCACUCAUCUGUCCGGUCUCCCUGGCCUUAGAGCCCUCUUCUAUCCAGCAGCAUGCACCUGAUGCCCACAGGUGAAAUUGCACGCGCUCUGGUGUCUGUCAGUCGUCUUGCUGCUAUUCGCCCC